ACGACAACCACGGUAAUGAAUGUUUUCCUCUCGGCAGAUGCGUGUGGCCUGAGUGACCUGUCUCACAUCGAGGGUCUCCAGGAGAAGUCUCAGUGUGCCCUGGAGGAGUACUGUCGGACGCAGUACCCCAACCAGCCCACCAGGUUCGGCAAACUCCUCCUCCGCCUCCCCUCCCUUCGCACAGUCUCCUCCACCGUCAUAGAACAGCUCUUCUUCGUCAGACUGGUGGGCAAGACUCCCAUAGAGACCCUUAUUAGGGACAUGCUGCUCUCCGGGUCGACAUUCAACUGGCCCUACAUGGGCAGUAUGUGACAGGCGGCUUUGGGCACGAAUCCUGGUCUCACCCCCGGGAACGUGCCCACCUCUGCUGCCUCACACGCCCUCUCCUCCGCCGCCCACGCCCUCACGUCCGUCGCUCACGCUCAGACUCCGGGCCACACCCACAGCCCAGCCGUCUCCUCCUUCCAGCUUCCCACCCUGGCCGCAGCCUUUCGGUGAUGAACCGCACAACCAUCACCUUCAGAAGGACCCAUCCACCAGCCGCCGCCCACCUCGCCUCUACCACCUCCCACACCAUCACCACCACCACUUCCACCAUACACUGCGAGAGCUCACCUCAAGACCACCACACCAAGAGGACUCGGUGGGCCUUCACCAACAGUAAUAGGACUCCUCCCUCCCAUACUACACUUAAACGGGAGUAUGGUUGACGCUGCAGGAUUGUUUUGGUCUUGGCAGAGGUGGAAAGAGGUGUCGGUGUAAACAGCGGUGCUCGUCCACGCGGUGAGUUACGGAGGGUGAGAAUUCCGUAAACACUUCAGUGGGUGGAGUUACCAUGUGGAAUGAAAGGCUACUAAGGUGGAGUGUGGAGUGACUGGCUCCAUGAGAGAGACUUCCUUGGCACAUCACCAGACUUGUGUACACUUGGUGUAGUGAAGGAGCAGAGUACUCUUGGUGGGGGACUCCGGUGAUUCUCAAGUGACAAGAAGUUAAACUUACGGAAAAAUAAUCUUAUUGAACGUAAACUGUUGCCUGAUGGACAACCAGAUAGAAACUUAUGCUAAGUAUGUAUUUAGAAACACAACAAAGCAGGUGUUCAACGACAGGAAUAUAAUAAAUAAAGCGAUUACUCAAAAGACGAGAUCCGUGUCUGGUCAGCCGAAGAAGACAAGAGACCGCAACGGGCCAUCUACCCGGCGAGGGAAGUAACCACUUGUGUAUACAGUACCCUCUUCACGUUACCUGUUCUUGUAUAUGUGAUAACUAGAGACAUCAGAGUGCAAGGAGUACAAGAAAGCACACAAGACGUCUUUAGUUGCAUCCAUGUAUAUUUUGUAUAUAUUAGGAUCUAAGGUUUUAUACUCGGGUCGGGGUGUGUGGGUCGUCCCAGCACCUCACUUGUACAGUAGCAGACCUGAGCACUGCCUCGGUCCCUCCUGUCUCCCAGCCCCCCGCCCUACUCCACCCGCCUCCUCCUCCCUCUAUACACACCUCCAUACUGAUUGUGCGUAUAUAUUACAAACAAACAAAUAAACACAGAUUCGUGCUUGGAGACAAAAAAAAGCACACAACACAAAAAAUGAUGCAGAUACAACACGUUUUAUAUUGUGUGUGUGUGUUUGAAAAUGAAGCAGAAUGAUCAUUAGUAGACGAGAAAUACACACUGAAAAACUGUGCAAUGACACAACUUGUGGGAGGUGUGGAGUGCGGGCGAGGGUGGGUGGAGGCGCCUGGGGGUGCCGGAGAACAGAUACUCUAGCCUAUGUCCCGGUUCUGUAGAUUUUCCCUCAUUUUGUGGUGCGCAAAGUUUGGGACCGUCUCAGUUUUUUGUACUGACAUUUAUCAUAAACCCACACCCUUCCAGAUCAAAUUUUUGUUACUGUUAUAAUUGUGCACAGAUGAGAGAGAUAUUUGGUGCAAAAUACUUGUGUUUAUUGUGGUGCUUGAUAUCACGCAGGAGAAGAUUCUGUCAAUAUGAAUCACAUAUCGCGUAAAAUCAAAACCAAGCGACAUAAUAGUGCACAAGGCAGGCUCAGCUCUGUGCUUGUAUACCUACCCUCCCCCUCCCCUCCUCCCCCAGGGUCACGCAGGGUCACCAGACCCUUCCAGUACAACCCGCCGGAGCUCCACCAUAUCCUCGUCUUGCUGUACUUAAUUCAUCUACCUACUUAAUCUAUGUGGUGGUAACCUCCUCAACAGCCUCACUUCAGUAAGACAAAACUGAACAACUUCUGGCCUAAUAUGAUGCACGACACACGUGAUGUCUUGAAUAAAAUUAUGCAGUAUGUUUGACUGAAGUGGGUUGAAGGCGGUGGAGACGGCAGCACAGAGCACUGUCAGGCAGCGGCCUCAUCACCGGCCUCACCAGGCGUUGACCCACGAGCUGUGGCCUAACCAUCUAGCGGCUAACAUCAACGACCUCACCACCAGCCUCACGCACUCACACAACUGUGUACUGAAUGUUGUUUUGUUUGUAAAGUCUAGCAGCCCUGGAGAGUUGAGAGUGUAGUACAGACGCCCCGGUGUAGGCCAGGGCCACCCAGUGUACAGGUGCCGCCAACAAGUGUACAAAGAGGCACGGGCCGCGCUGUGCGGGGCGGACGGGCCUUCUCCUCCCCCUCCUCCUCGGGGCAGGCCCUGGUUACUCCCCAAGUACUAGGCCUCAGAGGGCGGCACCCGUCUGCCCGGACAAUUGCAGCGCCGCCCGUGUGAGCGUCCUAGGUGUGUGACAACCGUGACGUCAUCCAUGUUGUUUGUACUUAGGCUACACAGGUGUCGUAGACACAAACAGUAUGUUUUCUCUUAAAUAAAUGAUCUCAAAAAUUCUGUUGUAAA
This is a messenger RNA of Homarus americanus (American lobster), 2835 nucleotides long. Its product is annotated as nuclear receptor subfamily 2 group F member 1-B-like. The transcript is spliced from 2 exons. The coding region runs from base 16 to 312 and encodes 98 amino acids. Gene Ontology annotation, biological process: cell differentiation; regulation of transcription by RNA polymerase II; anatomical structure development. Gene Ontology annotation, molecular function: nuclear receptor activity; RNA polymerase II cis-regulatory region sequence-specific DNA binding. The record is from RefSeq and is a predicted model, not a curated record. NCBI's taxonomy places the organism in Eukaryota, Metazoa, Arthropoda, Malacostraca, Decapoda, Nephropidae.